AUGAUGGAUGUCUGCCACCAUUUAAACGACUACCAUGUGUCACGACCUAUCUACUCAAACCGUGUUUUUGAUGAGGUCCAUCAGAGAAAAGACAGAGAGACCAGAAGCUUACAAGAAAGACUGAAGGGAACCUGUGGAUGCAAUGACAAGUGGGCCAUUCAGAAGAUUAAGGGGAUUCUCCCGAUACUGGAUUGGCUCCCUAAAUACCCGGUCAACCAGUGGUUACCCGGCGAUCUCAUGUCUGGGGUCACCACAGGUGUGGUAUGCUGUUUACAAGGUGUGGCUUAUGCAUUGCUAGUUUCUGUGGCACCUGUUUACGGACUCUACUCGGCGUUCUUUCCUAUUCUUACUUACUUUGUGUUGGGCACCUCGAGACACAUCUCCGUGGGUCCAUUUCCAGUCACCUGUUUGAUGGUGGGCUCUGUAGUUUUGACCUUUGCCCCCGACGAGCACUUUCUGCGCCCAGCGAACGUGACGGGUGCGAACGAGACAUUGAUGGAGGUGGACGUGGAAGCAAGAGAGGCCCAGAGAAUCACAUUGGCUUGCACCAUGACCGUACUGGUCGGAUUAUUCCAGGUAGCCAUGGGGCUGAUGCAGGUGGGCUUUCUAGUACGGUAUCUGUCAGACCCCCUGGUAGGGGGUUUCACUACUGCUGCAGCCAUUCACGUCUUCAUUUCCCAGAUUAAAACCAUCCUGUCUAUUCCUACCCACAACCAUAAUGGCUUCUUCUCCAUCGCUUAUACUCUCUGUGAUGUGGGUAAGAACAUUAACCAGACAAACAUUGCAGACCUGGUUGCCGGAUUAAUGACAAUCUUUAUAGUUAUGGCCGUGAAAGAGGUCAACACGAGAUUUCAGCACAAGAUCCAGGUGUCCAUCCCUAUAGAAGUCAUUGUGACAGUGAUCGCUUCUGCAGUCUCUCAUGUGAUGGACCUGAACUCCCAGUAUGGUGCCAGCAUUGUGCACAGCCUCCCCAGGGGGUUUGCUCCGCCCCAGCCACCAAAUCUAGCGCUUAUUGGGAAUAUGUUGGGUUCGAGUUUUUCCACAGCGGUGGUUGGUUAUGCAGUCGCAGUCUCUGUAGCAAAAGUCUAUGCAGCAAAACAUGACUACACAAUUGAUGGCAACCAGGAGCUGAUAGCUUUUGGUGUCAGCAACAUUUUUGGAGGAUGUUUCUCGAGCUUUGUGGCCAGUACUGCCCUCUCACGGACCGCCAUACAGGAGAGCACAGGGGGGAAGAGCCAGGUUGCUGGUAUAAUCUCGGCUUUAAUGGUGAUGAUAGUGAUCUUGGCUCUCGGGCCCUUUCUUCAGCCUCUGCAGAAGUCAGUGUUGGCUGGUAUUGUUAUAGCCAACCUGAAAGGAAUGUUCAUGCAGAUGUCCGAGGUGCCUGUACUCUGGAAACAGAACAGGACAGACGGUCUCAUCUGGAUAGCUACAUGCCUGGCAUGUAUCGUAUUGGGUUUAGAUGUGGGUCUGCUGGCAGGCCUGGUAUUUGAAAUGGGCACAGUGGUGGUCCGAACACAGUUCCCGUCCUGUUCUACCCUUGGAAACAUGCCAGACACUGAUAUCUACAAAAACAUGAAAGACUACAAAAACAUUACAGAAAUACCUGGGAUUAAGAUUUUCAAAUGCAACUCUCCCAUUUACUUUGCAAACAUUGAUUAUUUCAAAGAGAAAUUAAGGGAUGAGGUGGGUUUUGAUGCAGUACGAGUGUUCAAGAAAAGAAACAAAGCCUUGAAGAAGAUUCACAAACUCAUUAAAAAAGGAAAAUUACAAGUUACAGAGGAUGGUUUGGCCACUGUGGCCUCAAUGGGAGUAGAUAACAAAGCCUUUGAGAGAGAACAGGGUCCUGAGGCAGUAAAUGAGACAGUACAGGCAGACGUGAAGGUCCAGGUAGACUGGACAUCAGAGCUGCCGGUCAGUGUGACAGUACCAAAGGUCCAUAUCCACAGCCUGGUGCUGGAUUUCUCUGCAGUCUCAUUUCUGGAUGUUGCAUCUGCAAAGUCUCUAAAGCUGGUCAUAAAAGAAUUUAUACGAAUUGGUGUCAGCGUCUACAUCGCAGGCUGUGACGGUGAGCUUGUCAGAAGAAUGGAGGCCUUGUCCUUCUUCGAUGAGGAGGUCACCAGAGAUCUGCUCUUCGUCUCUGUCCAUGAUGCCAUUAUCUACAUCCAACUCGAAACAUCUAGUGGAAAUGCAGAUGAUCUGUUAGCUGACAAGAUUUCAGAUGACAAAGAACCACCUCUUUUCACUGAUGAUGAGGACCUGAUUGAGACCUACGACAACCAGCACUUGGCUAUUCAUGGACUUUCAAACUGAGGAUGGACUUGAAUCACACUCUAUCGUUUGACUGGACUCACUGGGAAACAAAGACAGCCUCCUCC
Molecule: messenger RNA, 2375 nt
Organism: Triplophysa rosa
Lineage: Eukaryota; Metazoa; Chordata; Actinopteri; Cypriniformes; Nemacheilidae
Gene: slc26a4
Product: solute carrier family 26 member 4
Exons: 20
Coding region: 1-2310 (769 amino acids)
Biological process (GO): transmembrane transport
Cellular component (GO): membrane
Molecular function (GO): secondary active sulfate transmembrane transporter activity; bicarbonate transmembrane transporter activity; chloride transmembrane transporter activity
Source: RefSeq, a predicted model, not a curated record